AUGGACAACAAGCCUGUCGCGGGAAUGGCCUCGGCGCCCACCAUUAGCACCGUCCAAAGUGAGCCGGAUCUGCCGUUGAGCCAUGAGACGGCUCGGGACUCGUCGUCCUCGCCGACACCCGGAAGACCAGUAUUGCCAACCAACGCUUCUGAUCCCCCCGGGCUGCAGAACUUUCAGAGCCCUCUAAGGCAACACAAGAGGCAGCCGAGUGCCCAUCGCGAGAUUAAAGAAACCCUCAAUGCUCGCGUCGAGUACGCAAGCGAUGAGGAUGAUGGCAGAACCCACCACAAGAUUAAUCAGUACACCAUUAUUGAAGAAGUUGGCCGUGGCUCCUAUGGCGCUGUCCAUCUCGCGACUGACCAAUUCGGCACCGAAUAUGCUGUCAAGGAAUUCUCCAAAUCGCGUCUUCGUAAGCGUGCCCAGUCCCAAAUUCUACGCCGCGGACCCCAGGGUCGUCCCAGACGGCAACCCUUGCGCCUUCGCAGCAAUGGCGAGGUCUUGACGCCGCAGCUUGGAGCAGAACAGCCUGGUGAAAAGGAGGAUGCCCUACACCUCAUUAGGGAAGAGGUGGCCAUUAUGAAGAAGCUGGAUCAUCCCAACCUUGUGCAGCUCAUCGAGGUACUCGACGACCCAAACGAGGAUUCGCUCUACAUGGUUCUUGAAAUGUGCAAAAAGGGUGUCGUCAUGAAAGUUGGACUGGACGACCACGCGGAUCCGUACAGCGACGACACAUGCCGCUACUACUUUCGCGACCUAAUCCUCGCUAUCGAAUACUUGCACUCGCAAUCCAUCAUUCAUCGCGACAUCAAGCCGGACAAUCUUCUUGUGGCGGCCGAUGACACUCUCAAAGUCAGCGACUUUGGCGUUUCGGAAAUGUUCGAGAAACCCGACAGCAUGAAGGUAAAAAAAUCGGCCGGAUCUCCUGCAUUCCUGGCGCCGGAGCUAUGCAGCUCUCACGGCGAGGUGUCGGGCACUGCCGCCGAUAUCUGGUCCAUGGGUGUCUGCUUGUACUGUUUUCGUUACGGCAAGAUUCCCUUUAAUUGCGCGAGUGUACUGGAAAUGUACGAGGCGAUUCAGACCGAGCAGCCUAAAAUCCCGGAUGAUGAAGAUCCUGCGUUUACCGACCUAUUAAGGAGGCUCCUUGAAAAAGACCCUGAGCAACGCAUCACAAUGGCAGAGCUUCGUGAACACGAAUGGAUCACCAAGAACGGUACAGACACUCUGCUUUCCAGAGAAGAAAACUGUGUACACAAGGUGGAGCCGCCUAAUGAGCUGGAAAUCAGUCGUGCUUUUACGAGAAAGAUGGACAAUGCGUUUUGCGUGCUCAAGGCCAUUGCCAAAUUCAAGUCGCUGCUCUCAAGACGGGCCACGCGACCCACCGUGGCGGAAAAGAUUGAAGAUGGCACGUUUGACCCCGCGGAGGAAAAGGCGCGCGCCGAAGAGAUUGAGGCUCUCCUCGCCCAGCGGCGUGAGGUGCUGAGUAGCCGAACCCGCGACGACAGCGGCUCGAGCAACGAUGAGGAUGUCGGCAAGGGCCAUGCCAAAGACAUUGGCGAUCAGGAGCCGUUGUACCUGGGCAUCGGCACGAGCUCGCGGCACGCUUUUUACCUCGAUGACGACUCGGCCGACGACGUGGUGGCCGACUCGCCGAUCGCCGUCGACUACAACAUCUACGAUCAGGCCUACGAGCAGGCGAUCACGGACCGUCUCGCCGCUAAUCCCUCGGUGCGGCCCAUCAUGUACCUGACCAAGUUUGUCAACGACUCGGAUCGCUUCAAGGCGUUGGGAAACAUCGUCGAGGACACCACAACGGCCGUGCGCGAGCAGGUGCGCGAGGCGCGCGCCACCAUUCACGAGCACUUUACCGCGCCGUCGACGGCCAAGCUCGGCAAGCUCGUCGCCAGAAUGGGCCUCGCGGACCCGCCGCAGGGCGCCAAGCCGACGGCGCUGAGCGACGGCGUUGUUAGCACGCUCACGGCGCCCGAGGAGAAGGAGGGCAGCGGGCCCGGCCGCAGCAGUAGCAGCAACAGCAGCAGCGACGAUACUCGCAGAGAGGAAAAGGGUGCCGUGGAUGGUGGCGCUGCCGCCGAUGGCCCAUCAGCCAAGGACAAGGACGGCGACGCCGCGGAGCAACAAACCGCGCCAAUGGCGGCCCUAGCAGCUAUCAAGGCCGUUUCUUUGUCUUGA
Molecule: messenger RNA, 2187 nt
Organism: Beauveria bassiana ARSEF 2860
Lineage: Eukaryota; Fungi; Ascomycota; Sordariomycetes; Hypocreales; Cordycipitaceae
Product: calcium/calmodulin dependent protein kinase C, putative
Exons: 6
Coding region: 1-2187 (728 amino acids)
Biological process (GO): intracellular signal transduction; protein phosphorylation
Cellular component (GO): cytoplasm
Molecular function (GO): ATP binding; protein serine/threonine kinase activity
Source: RefSeq, a predicted model, not a curated record